This is a messenger RNA of Aedes albopictus (Asian tiger mosquito), 1408 nucleotides long. RefSeq lists its product as uncharacterized. Lineage: Eukaryota; Metazoa; Arthropoda; Insecta; Diptera; Culicidae. The record is from RefSeq and is a predicted model, not a curated record. The transcript has 2 exons. Bases 581 to 1408 code for a protein of 275 amino acids.
CACAUCAGCAAGAAAUAUGGCAACCCGGCCGGCGAAUACAAAUGUGUGAAAUAUGCGAAUUGUCAGAAGUGAGGCAGAUGAUGAUUAGUUUGUCAAAUCAAGUGUCGAAUACCAUUACUUGCAAUUUGUAGAACGUUGUAGAACUGAUUAAGUUGCGGUAGAUGUUAAUUCGUUUUACUGAUGAUUGUAAUAUUAUAUUUUUAUACUCUAAUACCCAUAGUGCCCUGGAAGGUAUGAAUUGUGAAUUAAUUAUAUUUGUGGUACAUUAGAGUCGGCUUCUUUCACAGGAAUUAAGUGCUCAAGAAACCGUAGUUUGUAGAUUUGGCCACCCGUGGGAAAACUAUUGAAUUGAAUUCACAGGUGAAAUUAUAUUGUUUAAUUUGGAUCACUUAAUAGCUAAUCGAUUGUUUUAAAUAGAAAUCUGUUUGCGAACGGUCGCUUGAACACCAAAACGGCUGGGUCAUUCACGUAUGGUCCCACUGAAUUCUUUGAAGCAUACAAUAAAGCAGCUUUCAAUAUCAGUGAAGUUACCUGGCUCGUUUAAGUUCUCGUUAGCAACAAUCUUCAAAGAAUUCACGAGAUGGAUGAUAACUCGAGUUCUCUCCACGGUACCCCAGAUCCCAACUAUACGGUGAGUUGUGUGGCUUGUGAUCGUCCUCCCACCGCCGACAAUUUCGUCUGUUGUGACCGUUGUGCGGAUUGGUGGCACAUGUCGUGCGCUGGCGUGACGGACUCCAUUGAGAACAAAGACUGGUUGUGCAACAAAUGUCUGCCAGCUCCGUCGAUUUCCAUCACUUCGACAUCUUCAACUCGUCGAGCCAGACUUCAGCUCGAGCUUCAGCGGCUAACGGAACAGCGCGAACUCGAGAAGAUGGCUCUGAACGUAGAACUGGAGAAAAAGUUCUUAGAGCAGAAGUACGCGAUGCUGGAGAAAUCUUUAAAAGAGGACGAGGACGAUCAUCGUAGUAAUCGCAGCCGCCGUAGUCGAGCGGAUGCGGAGAAGCAGAAACAGGAUAUCGAGGAUUGGGUUGAACAACAAUCGAACGGAUCCCGUAGGAAGAAUUCUGGUCAUAGUCCCUCCGUGAAAUCCGUAGUGUCCAAUUUGGAGAAGAUGGGAAGAAAGCCGCCCGUCGCUGAAAGUAAUCGGUCGGCUGAUGCUGCAGGAGCUGAAGGCAUUUCGAUGACGACGAAUAAGUUUGACAACGAUCGGUCGAAGGUCAACCGUGCUACCGGUAAUCGAUUGGUUCCACCACCGAUUAUUCCACAUUCGAUUCUACUGGCCGAGCAAAACGCUCGGAAAAUCAGGAUGAACUACUACAGCGACAGAAAGGUCAAGGCACUAACUACACGCUCGAACAGAUUACAGCUCUUCAGGAACAUUUGGCCAGAUGCAAGCUUCAACUGCUAG